CUUGACCCUUUGUACUCUGUGUUUAAUGUUCCUAACGACGAGAACACACCUACUAGACUUUUACAUUUGUCUUUCCGCGAAUUCCUUAAAGAAAGAAAAAGCCUAUUCUGGAUAGACAAAAGAGGCACACACAAGAAGCUAGCCACACGUUGCCUAGAGCUGAUGUCUGAACCAGAUGUCCUGCAUGAGAACAUGUGCAACCUUUCGGGACCUGGGGUCUCAGCAAGCGAAAUCGACAAGGGGAUAAUCGCUCGUAGUUUGCCACCUAUCCUACAGUAUGCGUGUUGUUACUGGGUGGGUCAUCUCACGCACAGCAAGCAAGCCAUUAUCGACGGAGAUACGACGCACGUCUUUCUCACAAACCAUCUUCUCCAUUGGAUAGAAGCUAUGAGUCUUAUAGGC
Bipolaris maydis ATCC 48331 is the source of this 402-nucleotide messenger RNA. Lineage: Eukaryota; Fungi; Ascomycota; Dothideomycetes; Pleosporales; Pleosporaceae. The record is from RefSeq and is a predicted model, not a curated record.